CAGUGAAUCCGGGACAGCGGGAAGUGCCAUAAAUAUCGGGACUGUUCCGCUGAAAGCGGGACUGUUGGGAGGCAUGCUGUCCCUCCCCGGUGCGGGGCUGCUUGGGACCAGGGACUGACUCACUCUGCCCUGAGCAGCCAAUGGCUGGGGUUGUGCUGUUUUACCAUCACCCGGCCCGCCUUACAGUGGAUCUUUCUUACCUUUAUAUGUACAGAUGACAUUGCUUCGCUCAUCAUAAGCUGUAACGUAUGAUGUUAGGAGCUGCACAGACGCGGGGUUGCUGUCGGGAUGUGAGAGACAGAGAGAAGGAUCUGAGCAGUGCCCGCAGCUGCCCGAGCGAUGCCGUUACUAGCCCAUGCGAGAAAGAACCUGUGCCGGGGGCAUUUGCUCAGGUACACGCUGCCUUUAAUGCUCCUGCUCUUCCUCACAGUGGGGCUGAAACAUCUGGCCAUUGAUUGCAACCAGAGGGAUAACAAUGAGAUACCCAUAGGGACCUGCAUGGCUUCCUACUACAUGGCUUUAAACUUGUCAGCCCCUGGAGAAAAGAACUGCCACAGAAUUAUCCAAGGGGACAUGGAGGAAGUAAGAAGAGCCCUAAUAGACAAUCUGGUGGCCAAAAAAAAGCGAGUCAUCAUGACUGAUGAGAGUUUUAUCAAUGCAACCAGUGACUGCAAGCUCUUCAGGCAGAGAAGAAAAUAUGUCAUGUUUAGUUUGAGUAAAGAGGAACAAGAUUUUCCCAUCGCUUACUCUAUGGUGAUCCACGACAAUAUUGAGAUGUUUGAAAGACUUCUGAGAGCUAUUUACACCCCGCAUAAUAUUUAUUGUGUUCAUAUGGAUAAGAAGUCCCCAGAGAGCUUUCAUCAAGCAGUGAGAGCUAUCACGUCUUGCUUUGGCAAUGUGUUUGUGGCAUCAAAGCUGGUCAACGUGGUCUAUGCAUCAUGGCGGAGAGUUCAAGCAGAUCUUAACUGCAUGGAAGACUUGCUACAGAGCAAGGUGCCGUGGAAAUAUCUCAUUAAUACAUGUGGAACUGACUUUCCAAUAAAGACUAAUGCUGAGAUGGUCAAGGCUCUUAAGUCUUUAAAUGGUCACAACAGUAUGGAGUCUGAGAUUCCACCCAACCACAAAAAGAGACGCUGGGAGUAUCACUUUGAACUCAAGGAGGACUCAAAUAAUAUUGUUCUGACAAAUACUAGGAAAAAGCCGUCACCAUUACCUGUUCCAGUUUUUAGUGGCAAUGCCUAUAUAGUGGUUACUAGAAACUUUGUUAAUGCAUUGUUUGUAAACCCCACAGUAAGAAGCUUUAUUACUUGGGCAAAGGAUACUUAUAGCCCUGAUGAAUAUUUGUGGGCUACAUUAAAUAGGUUUGCCGAGAUGCCAGGAUACAUGCCUGCGCACCAGAAAUAUGACACUUCAGACAUAAAUGCCAUUGCUAGACUGGUGAAAUGGGAAAGCCUGGAGGGGGACAUGAGUAAAGGUGCUCCCUAUAUACCAUGCUCUGGUACCCACAGGAGAACGGUGUGUGUGUAUGGAACCGGAGACCUAAACUGGUUGCUCCAGCAGCACCAUUUAUUUGCCAAUAAGUUUGAUCCAAAAGUAGAUAAUAAUGUUAUUCAAUGUCUGGAGGAAUAUCUGAGGUAUAAAUCAUUUCAUCAAACUGAGAAAUUAUUGUAAGAGUCAUUAUGCCUAUUUAAUAAUGAGUGCAAUGUUUUGACCAAAUUGUACUGUUUAGAAGGUGAAAAUACCAGUUUAGUUAGAAGGGUAUACGUUCACUCUCUCCAUAAUCUGUAUGUAAUUGUGCACAUUGUACACUGCUGAGGUAAAAUAAUGGAAGUCUUUGAAUCAGUUUUUCCUUUAAACUAAAAAUGUGAAAUGCUUGCUUAGUUUUAUUAGUAAUACCUUGUCAGUAUAGGCUAAUAGUUUUUUAUGAGGCAAGAAAAAGUCACAAAACAUUUUGUUUUCAAAAUGCAUAAUUUGUCAGUAUUUUAAAGGACAACUUGCAUGUACAUAUUUAGCAACACGUUUUACUAUUGGCAUAUGUCUGCUGUACUGUAGCCCUGUGCUCUUUAAAGGGACAGUAACAACAAAAAAGUGUUUUAAAGUAAUGAAAAUAUAAUGCAGUGUUGUCCUGCACUGGUAAAAUCGAUCGCUUCAGAAACACCACUAUAGUUUAUAUAAACUAUAUAUAUGUAGCAAUGGAGGCAACUGAAAUAGGUCACUCAACACCAUUAUACAGAGCUUAUCUGCUAUGUAACCUGAGCCUUUUCUCCUUUAAAUAACUGCCCCACAGCUACACAGCAGUAUCUUUAUAUACUACUAUAUAACCAUAUUAUUGUUUCUAAAAGAAAUACAUCAGUUUUACUAGUGCAGGGCAACACUGCAUUAUAUUUUCAUUACCUAAAAAUACUUUCAUUUUUGGUGUUACUGUUCCUUUAAAAAAAAGCCUGGUCUAUGACUAAAAUUCACCUCCCCUGCUCUUCCUUUCCAGUUGCACAUGCUAAUUAGCAUUUCUAUUCAGUUCGGUAUUUGGCCGAAUCCCUUAACAUGGGUUCGGAGGUUCGGCCCGAAACCGAAAAACUGUGUUUGGUGCAUCCCUACUGUUUACCCAUGAACUGACUUGUACAACUCUUUGGGAUGCACUGGCUGACCAGCCAAGCCUUUCAGAGAAUUUAAUCUCUGGGGUGAGUGGAACAUGGAUGACAUGAAUAACAGUAAAUGUUUAAAGCUUUAGAUUUAAGGGAUGUAAACCAUAUUUUUAUUGCCAAAGUAAUGUGGAAGAACUUAAUUUAGAUAAGGGUAUAAUAAUAUGUAUACUUUGACACACAAGGAUGUUAGUCACCCCAUGACUAAUUUAUGAAUCUCUAACGUUGGUGGCUAAUCUCCUUGAAUGUUUUCCUACCAGCGACAAUGUAAAUCGCCAGGUAGGAACUCAAUGUGUUGAUUUCCUCGCAAGGCAACUUUGUGCAACUUCAGAAAGCCGAAGGAACACGGCAGGAAAGCAUUCAGAGGAGAUUAGUCGCCACCGCUAGAGGAGAUUAAUUGCGGGCCAACUAAUCUCCUCGUGUGUCAUCGGCCUUAGUUUUCUUCUUUGAUUAGUCUAAAGCUAGACACACAUGUAACAAUUUUUCUUUACCUAACGACCAAUUUCAGUGCGAUCCAACAAAAUUGCUGUAAGGUUGGCAUGCACAGAAGGAUUAUACAUCUGCCGACCUUUCUUCUUACAUUGGUCAAAAAAUAGAUUGGACAGGCUUGCAUAUACACGUCAUCCUCUUCCACUUUGGGCUUCAACUAGACAAUGGGCCCGAUUUACUAAAGUCCGAAAUAAGGAGUGCUAUUUAUAGCAUGCGUUAAAAAUCUUAUCACUUCUUAUUUUUCGCUC
This is a messenger RNA of Xenopus tropicalis (tropical clawed frog), 3376 nucleotides long. It is a transcript of the gene gcnt3, whose product is annotated as glucosaminyl (N-acetyl) transferase 3, mucin type. The transcript has a single exon. NCBI's taxonomy places the organism in Eukaryota, Metazoa, Chordata, Amphibia, Anura, Pipidae. Gene Ontology annotation, molecular function: glycosyltransferase activity. The record is from RefSeq and is a predicted model, not a curated record. Bases 340 to 1671 code for a protein of 443 amino acids. Gene Ontology annotation, cellular component: membrane; Golgi membrane.